This is a messenger RNA of Symbiodinium natans, 1191 nucleotides long. NCBI's taxonomy places the organism in Eukaryota, Dinophyceae, Suessiales, Symbiodiniaceae. The record is from the annotation of a GenBank genome assembly.
AUGGGACACGCGUCGAGCAGCUGCUGCGCCGAUGAUGAGAAGCAAGCUGUCGAAGACAUUCAAGCUUCCAUCGGGUUCUCGGUUGCUACGACUCAACCUCCGGCGAUCUCAAGCCCAGCUGCAAUCUCAAGCGAGAUCACGUGCAGCGUGGACACAGAUCUUACGUACACUGCCAGCUCCCUGAGCCUGCUACGGGGCAUAUUUCUUCGCAAGACGUUGCAGAGUGGAGGUCAUAUCUAUGAGCUGCUGGGCUAUCGUGGCAGGAUGCAGGCAGGGAUCCGCAACAUUGGCGGCUUCCUCCAGGCAGCUGAGGAGUUGCACGUGUUGUGGAGCGAGCCGUAUCUGACGAGGUUGUGGUGCGUCUUCGAGCUUGCGGCAUAUCAGAAGCUCAACCCUUCUGGGAAAAUCACCAUCGCCCCCAUCUUCGUGGAGGUCAUUGUGUGCCUGCUCUUCGUGUACCUACAUAUUGCUUCCUGGUUCUUCGUGGCCAUCAGGACCUCAGCCCUCGGAAGAACCGUAUGGAUAUGGAUUGCCUUGGCUUGCUUCGGCGGCUCCCUCCUUCCCUUGAUACAUGCCUUAAGGCAUAUCUGUACCUAUAAGCAAGUUCUCUUGUCCAACGUGGGCAACUUCCAGUUCCAGACGCUGGCCUGCGCCAAUGAAUCCGACGGAGACAUUAUCCGGGAAGCUAUCGUUCGGUGGUAUGGCAGCGUGGAGGCGUUUUCGGAGUUUGUGCGAAACUCAUUCCGGAACGUGGUACAUGACUCCGUGAAGACUCCAGGAGGUAUGCCUUUUGGAUAUGUUUUCUUGCUGGCCACGCCCAUGCUGAACGCGACUUUAGACAGAUGGCUCUCCCUGUGGCACGCUGAUGCUCCUGCUGAAGCAGUUUCGGCCUACUUUGCCUCAGCCAUCAUCGCUCUCUGCCUGGCCUUUUAUCCCGCUGUCAUUGGUGUGGGUCUCUACGCUUGUGAUCGAUGGGCAAGAGAUUGGUCAUGCAGCCCUGUAGCAGUACUGCAGACGGCGGGAAUUGGUCUCGCUAUUUGGCUUCUCUUUGCGCUGGGUACCAUUGCCUCGUCUCUUGCUUAUCGGACAAACGUGACUUCGUCCUUGCUGCUGUGGAUAGGGGCGGCUCUUCUUUUUGCGUUCCUGAUGUGGAGGUGCCUCUGGCAACAGCGAGGCCAUUGCACAUCCUGA